AAAAGAACCUCUGUGUUUUCCUGUCUCUUUAUUUCCAGCUAAAAAAUCGUCGUCCAAGACGCCGGAUAACUCGGCAGCAAAAAUAAAAUUAUUACUAAAAAAAAGGGAUAGCUUGAUAGAAAGAAGCUGAAUUUAUGAGGUUUUGAAGAAGGCUGCGUCAUUUAGAAGGUUCUGUAUAAGCUCUAGAAGGUUCUUUUAUCUGCUGCUGCUAUAAUAUUGUUCCAUUCUUUUAUUUUCAGUUUUUUUUUUGAUUGAUUGAUGUUAAAAGGUUGAUUUGUUGGGUUUGUUGUGGAUUCUUGGGUCUGAAUUUGGUGCAUGUUAGUAUUUCAAAAUCUUUGGAUUUUCUCAGGUUAUUGUAUGUUUAAUUUUGUAUACCUAGAUUUGUUACUCUAAAAGGUUCCAAAUUGGAAUGAAAGAAAUACUGAUUUUUUAUAUAGUCAACUCCAAUUAGUUUAGAUUAGUGGCGGUAAAAGCAGUUGUCCAUUCAUUAUUAUCCACUAAAAAAUAGGUUGUAUAAUGAACAUUUUAAAUACGGGUCAAAUGUAGAUAAGAACGAUAUUAUCUAAUGAGUUUAACUUUUAUAUCGAAAAAACUCAAAUUGGUGGUUUCUCAAGUUUGAGAGACUAGGAAUUCUCCCAAAAGUGAUCAUACUCAAAAAGCCAUGGAUAUUAUGGAUAUCCAUAUUAUUAGCUGGUUAAUCCAUUUUCCAUAUUAAAUAUGGGUUGGAUAAUUUAUCCAUUUUUGCAUUACUCGUUUUCGACCCGUCCAUAUCUGACCCGCCCCGCCCGCUUGCCACCCCUAAUUUGGAUGGAGGCUUAGAUGUUGAUAUUUAUUUGUUGCUCUUGUUCUAGAGCCUGUUUAGAUAAAGCUUCUAAAAACUACUUAUUUUGAUCGCUUUUAUCAAAAGCAUACUUUUUUAAGUUGUUCCUCAGAUUUUACUAGAAGGGCUGCUGUUUAAUAAGUGUUACCUUUUUGCUAAAAAAAUUUCAAAGCUGAGACUUUUGAAGGACAAAUAUGUAUGUAGAAGUUGAAGGAUUUGUAAUUUUCUUGCUGGAAGUAAACAAAUCUUGAUGAAUACGAUUAUUGACAUAACACUAAUGUAACUUAACAUGGUAAUUUGCGGUCAAAGUUUACACACUCUACUUAGUUUGUCAAGUCUUAAGAGUAAAACUUUAUUCGUAUGCUGGAACUGAAAUAAAGAUAAGAGAAGUUCAGGCUUCAAUUAUUCUGCUUAGGUCAUACUCUCAUGUGUAAGGUGUAGAUAUUCGGGGCCUUUUGAGUUUCUGAACGAGGUCACAGAUGAUUAGCAGAAUGCAGGACUUGCUUCAAAAAGACUCUGAUCAUAGUAGCGUCUCAACAGCCCCAUCGAUCAGUGUUCGACCUAGUUGGCGGACUAGCAAAGAAUCACAAAUGCAACAAUGGUUGACUUUUCCUGGUCCUCAAAAUCCCGAACAAUUUGGUUUUCGUUUUCAAGAUCAGGAUUCCUCUUCUACUCAGUCAACGGGUCAAUCAUGCCCUGAAGUUGCUACGGAAGGAGAAAGCAAAAUCUAUGUGAAAAGCAACAUGCCUUUUCAAGCAGGCUAUUCUAAAAGUAUUGAAAAGCCUGAUGAAGCUCAAAGUGAAUCAACGCUGUCGAGUCACGAGCAUGAUUGCACUUACCAAGGAAACCACAAACAAAUCGUUUAUCCACAAAUGUUAGGCCCCAUAUCUGCUCGAGUGCCACUUCCUCUUGACUAUCAGCAAGAUGAGCCGAUAUUUGUCAAUGCAAAACAGUACCAGGCUAUUCUCAGGCGGAGAGAGUACCGUGCAAAGCUGGAGGCUCAGAAUAAACUCUCAAAAGGGCGCAAGCCAUAUCUCCAUGAGUCUCGCCAUCGUCAUGCACUGAAUAGGGCUAGAGGACCUGGUGGACGCUUUCUCAACAUGAUGAAGCUCCUGGAGUCUGGAUCCCCCAAUGUGACCUACGUCCUGGAUUCCCCAGUAUCUAAUAAAUUGCAGCUGAACAGACAGAUAAUGGAACCCAAAGUUCAUCACUCAAAAAACUUUCAGGAGAGCUACUCUACACCCACUUGCUCUGGUAUCUCCAAUGGCUCAAACUGUGAUGAUAUCGGCCAGCAGCAACCUUUGAACUACUCUGCCUUCGCCUGAUAUAUUGGUGGAGUAACAGAGCGUGCUGGAGGUGGUACUUGUGGUGAUGUCCGACCUUACCUCUCUGUCCUCCGCUAGGGGACUGCGAAAGAAAAGUUCACAUCACAAGUCUAUCUUUGGCCUCUGUUGGUGACAAGAUUGCUAGUGAAAGUGGGAAGUCAUCCUUGGCUAUGUUAGCAUUUGUAGUAAACUAUUGGCUACUAUUUAGUCCAUUAGCUUGCAUGGAUAUUUCUAUAUAUGCUGCUUUAAUUCCUCAUUUGUGGAAAGCUUAUAAAUUGGAUGAUUGCAAAUUAACAGUGGCUGCCUUUACUUUUU
Molecule: messenger RNA, 2460 nt
Organism: Nicotiana tabacum (common tobacco)
Lineage: Eukaryota; Viridiplantae; Streptophyta; Magnoliopsida; Solanales; Solanaceae
Product: nuclear transcription factor Y subunit A-3
Biological process (GO): regulation of DNA-templated transcription
Cellular component (GO): CCAAT-binding factor complex
Molecular function (GO): DNA binding; DNA-binding transcription factor activity
Source: RefSeq, a predicted model, not a curated record